Messenger RNA from Octodon degus (degu), 538 nucleotides. It is a transcript of the gene Il17f, whose product is annotated as interleukin 17F. The transcript is spliced from 3 exons. Bases 53 to 538 code for a protein of 161 amino acids. Lineage: Eukaryota; Metazoa; Chordata; Mammalia; Rodentia; Octodontidae. The record is from RefSeq and is a predicted model, not a curated record. Gene Ontology annotation, molecular function: cytokine activity. Gene Ontology annotation, biological process: inflammatory response. Gene Ontology annotation, cellular component: extracellular region.
GGAGCCAUAGGCAGGAGGAUCCUGCGCAGAGCAAGCAGCCCAGGAAACAGCAAUGGAAGGCCUGCUCAGCUCCGCCGCGGUGAAGUCCUUGCUGCUGUUGCUGCUGGGGACCUCCCUGUUGAGGGAGGUGGCAGCUUGGAAGGCCCUCAGAGUGGGCAGGGCUGCCCUCCAAAAGCCUCGCAACUGCCCCCCUCUGGAGGACAACACUGUCAGGGUUGACGUUCGCAUCCUCAAUCAGAAGCGGGGCAUGCCUGUCACACAUGACUUCCGGAACCGCUCCAGCUCCCCCUGGGAUUACAACAUCACCCGGGACCCGCACCGCUUCCCCACCGAGAUCGUAGAGGCCCAGUGCAGACACGCAGGCUGCGUCAACGCCCAGGGCCAGGAGGACAGCUCCAUGAACUCCGUUGCCAUCCAGCAAGAGGUUCUCGUCCUCCGCAGGGAGCCGCAGGGCUGUGCUCAGUCCUUCCAGUUGGAGAAAAUGCUGGUGACUGUUGGCUGCACCUGCGUCAGCCCCAUUGUUCGCCACGUGGCCUGA